AUGGCUGAGGUUGACUUUUCAUCAACAGGAUAUGAGGAGAGUAAAACCCUCCCUACCCACAAAUGCCUGAUGGUCAAGCCUUCCAGUCAACCAACCAUCACUUGGCCAUCUUCGUCUGCCCCACCAAAGCCCAACUCCAGGACCAAAAAGAAGAGUCAUACGCCAGUUGCGAUCACUUCUCACAUAUUGACUUUACCUCCUCAACCCCAUGGAAGCAAUGGUGCCUCAGAGGAACAAUCUCAGCUCCCAGACAAACAUCCCAUCAACAAAGGCACCCCAGAUCGCCCUGAAACCUCAGCUACCAAGAAGACCACCCCAGUCACUCUCAAUGCACCCAAUUGUGCAGCCGAAAACAUUGGAGACCAAUCCUUACCUGAAGAUUCCCAUGACCCUUCCAAGUCCCCCACUACUGGUAAUUCCCACAAAUCAACUGCUCCGACUCGGAUCUUGACCCGUGGACGCUCUAACCCUGUCGAGGAGUCUGGCCCAUCAACAAACGGGUCAAAUAAGAAACGCCGCUUGGAUGAAGACACAGACUCAUCUCCCAGCGAUGAUGAAGACGCUCCUACUCACCCCCGAUCUUGCAUUGCUUCAUCUCUCACUCCGCUUCCCAAAGAUGAUAAGGCCGAAGACCAGCCAACAGUCCCUAAUCAAGAUGAUCCAAUCAACCCGCCUGACUCUACCGCCAUCAACUCACCUCCGCACAAUCACGAGGCUGAGCCUUCCAACGACAACCAACCAUCAACCAUCAAUACCGCUCCAGCCAAUUCAAUCAUUAAGCUGGAUUCUCUCCGUACCUGCAUUCACCAAAUAGCCACAGAAUUUUGGAAAGGACGAGUGACCAAGACCAAGUGGGAGCAAGGGUGGGACGCAGCCCAAUACCUCAUGCAUUUCCGUCUUGACACUCCUCAUGUUACCAAAAUUCCAACAGCUACUUUUGUCUACAACCAAGCCCAGUUCAACUACAAAAACUGGAUCAAAGAGAUUGUUGAAUCUGCGACAGAAAUUCUUGCUCCUUCGAGUCAUGAGCCAUGGUUUAUUGAGGAUCUUAUCAACUUCACUCUAAUCAAAAAGCAAAUAGCAUCAGAAGGGACAACCAUUGUCAGCGCCUCCCAAUCGCCACAUCCAGAAUUCAAUUUCUUCCGAGCUGUACGUUCCCUGAUCAAAUUCCCGCCGCCUUGUAUACUCCGUGAAUGGGCCAAGACCGUUGCACUCUCAGUACAAACCAUAUCGGAUGAAAACCCUAAAGCUCCUGAAAUUCAGUCUGCGCCAUCUAGCCUCAGACAACACAUUAUUGUCCUUACCUGGCUUAACACCUUGAAGAAUACCAUGCCAAUACUUCCACAAAUCACGGACGGUCAACCUGAGGAUGGGAAAGUAACCAACUCCUUGACCACUGCCCCUUCCACCUCUACGGGCGACACACUAGACGAUCUUUGA
This is a messenger RNA of Puccinia graminis f. sp. tritici CRL 75-36-700-3, 1440 nucleotides long. RefSeq lists its product as uncharacterized. The transcript is spliced from 2 exons. NCBI's taxonomy places the organism in Eukaryota, Fungi, Basidiomycota, Pucciniomycetes, Pucciniales, Pucciniaceae. Bases 1 to 1440 code for a protein of 479 amino acids. The record is from RefSeq and is a predicted model, not a curated record.